CUGCCAACCUCCCUCCUGCCACGUGACUGCUCCCGCCAAAUGACUGCCCUGAACCAAUCACGUGCCGGCAAUCGUAGUACCCUUAGCUCUCUGCCCAAUGGCCGAGAACCUGGUCCGUGUCAUGUGACUACCAACUCUCGCCCCGCCCUGUAGGUGCUGCUGAGGAUGGCGGAGGCCGCCUGCGGCCGGUGCAGCUCUGUAGCCGUCCUGCUGCUCUUCCUGUCCCUUUCCCCGCGGCCCGCAUCGCUCUGGCUGCUUGGCCUGCGCCCGGAGGACACGGUGGGCGGCCAAGUAUCCCUAGAAGGUGGCACAUUACGGGCGGCCGAGGGCAGCCGAUUCACACUUCGUGUUUAUUUCCAGCCCCCUCUGCCAGCUCAACAGAGCCAGCAGCCUUCUCACAGUCCCGGCUAUAACGGCACCAGCAGCCCACCACGGCUGGUAUUCAUUGAGGAGCCGCGGGCAGGUGAAACCCCGACCGAAACCUGUCAGGAUGAGGGCUCGUGGGCAUCGGACGUGGAAGUGCUGGGCCCCCUGCAGCCCGGCCUGGGGGGCUCGGCCGUGGUGGAGGUGCAGGUGCGGGAGCUGCGGAAAGGCGAGCGGGUCAAGCUGUUCUCUCUAUGCGCUUUCGACGGUCGCCACUGGGAGCAUCACCGUGGGGCCCACUUCGUGCUGGAGGUUCGGGAAGCCGAAUCGGGGAUGCCAGGCUGGCUGCGGGCGCUCAUCGCCCUCUUGCUCCUGGCUAUGUCCGCCUUAUUCAGCGGCCUCCGCCUUAGUAUGCUCUCCCUGGACCCGGUGGAGCUGCGGGUACUGCAGAGCAGCGGCUCCCCCGCGGAGAAGGAGCAGGCUGGCCGGGUGCAGUCGGUACGGUCCCGGGGCUCAUACCUCCUGUGCACCCUAUUGCUGGGCAACGCGCUAGCCAAUGCCUCCCUGGCCGGCUGGCUGUGCUCCUCCCUGCCAUCAGGGGCCAGCGGGGCGAUGUGGCUACCGGUGCUAGUGUGCACGUUGUGCGUGUUCCUCGGCGGGGAGAUUGCUCCGUACUCUGUGUGCUCCCGGCAUGGCCUGGCCAUCGCCUCCCGCACCGUCUGGCUUACUCGGCUGCUGAUGGCUGCCACUUUCCCUAUCUCCUACCCGCUGAGCCGCCUGCUGGACUGGGCUCUGCGCCAGGAGAUCAGCACCUUCUACACCCGCGAGAAGCUGCUGGAGAUGCUGCGGGCCGCCGACCCGUACAACGACCUGGUCAAGGAGGAGCUGAACAUCAUCCAGGGAGCCCUGGAGCUGCGCACCAAGGCGGUGGAGGACGUGCUGACCCCGCUGGGGGACUGCUUCAUGCUGCGCUCCGACGCGGUGCUAGACUUCGCUACCGUGUCCGACAUCCUGCGCAGCGGCUACACUCGCAUCCCGGUCUACGAAGGGGACGACAGAGCCAACAUCGUGGACAUCCUGUUUGUUAAGGACCUGGCUUUUGUGGACCCGGAUGACUGCACCCCGCUGCAGACCGUGACCCGCUUCUACCACCGGCCCCUGCACUGCGUCUUCAACGACACCCGGCUGGAUGCGGUGCUGGAGGAGUUUAAAAAGGGUAAAUCCCAUCUAGCAAUAGUUCAGCGGGUUAAUAAUGAAGGAGAAGGAGACCCCUUUUAUGAAGUGAUGGGGAUUGUAACUCUGGAGGAUAUCAUAGAAGAAAUAAUCAAGUCAGAGAUUCUGGAUGAAACCGAUCUGUACACAGAUAACAGAAAAAAGGAGAGAAUUCCCCAACGGGAACGGAAACAGCACGACUUUUCACUGUUUAAACUCUCUGACAGCCAGAUGAAGGUAAAGAUUUCUCCGCAACUCCUGCUGGCGACGCAUCGCUUUAUGGCUACAGAAAUCGAGCCUUUUAAAUCCCCGUAUCUAUCGGAGAAAAUUUUAUUGCGACUUUUAAAACACCCCAACGUAAUCCAGGAACUGAAGUUCGAUGAGAAGAAUAAAAGGUCUUCAGAGCAUUAUCUUUACCAACGGAACCGCCCGGUGGACUACUUCAUUCUGAUCCUCCAGGGUAAGGUAGAAGUGGAAGUUGGUAAAGAGGGGCUAAGGUUUGAGAAUGGAGCGUUUACUUAUUAUGGGGUCCCAGCAAUCAUGGCCACUGUUUCUUCAGAUACCGAUGUGAGAAAGGUUGGAAGCUUGGCUGGGUCUUCAUUUCUUUUACCUGUGUCCGUAUCUCGCACCUUCGCUUUCAACAGAGGGGAAUCGCUGGCUGGCUCCCCAGUAAACAGAUCCCCUUCUCGCUGCAGUGGCUUGAAUCGUUCUGAAUCCCCUAACAGAGAGCGCAAUGACUAUGGGGGGAGCACUAACCAGCUAAGCAACAGUAACAACAAUCUCUACGUACCAGAUUACUCCGUACAUAUCCUCUGCGAUGUACAGUUUAUUAAGAUCACGCGGCAGCAAUAUCAGAACGCGCUUACCGCCAGUCGAAUGGACAGCUCUCCCCAGUCCCCGGAAAUUGAAGUCUUUAGUGACGGAGAUUCUUCGAAAACAAGCAAAUACCGCAGAGUGUCCGAGUCUCCAAAGGACGACGCGGCUUCCACAUUAAUGCACGAAAGAAACAGCAACUUUGCAGGGAGCAAAUCCGACGGGCUGAAAAGUCCUAAUGACUCCGUGUUCCUACAUAUGGACGACAUUCCCCAAAUCAGAGAGGAACUGGCAGACAGCGAGAGCUGCAAAACCAACAAUGCAGAUUGCUGUGGAAUUAACGUGGACUCGGAUCACUCGAGCACCGAAAUGAUUACAUGCUCAGCUGUCACCAGCAAUGAAGAGACCCUGGGGAAAAAGCUACUGAGAACGCUAAGUGGAAAGACCAGGAAAAAAUCAAGGGACGCCGAUAAAAGUCCGGAAGAAAGUUCAGUGAUGCAUCUAAUCACAUGAAGAUCCAGCAACUAACGUUAACACCUUAUAUUAUACACAAGGGGGUACCCAGUCCUGUUGGGUUUAACUAUAGAACCAUUCUCACCCGACCAGUGCUUGAACAGUUAAAGGACAGCAAACCCUUAAGCGGUAUUGUGGUGGGUUGCUUGUCUGC
Molecule: messenger RNA, 3055 nt
Organism: Spea bombifrons (plains spadefoot toad)
Lineage: Eukaryota; Metazoa; Chordata; Amphibia; Anura; Pelobatidae
Gene: CNNM1
Product: cyclin and CBS domain divalent metal cation transport mediator 1
Exons: 12
Coding region: 166-2901 (911 amino acids)
Biological process (GO): transport; magnesium ion homeostasis
Cellular component (GO): plasma membrane
Molecular function (GO): transmembrane transporter activity
Source: RefSeq, a predicted model, not a curated record